AUGUUCUGCUUAGGGGUUCCACCGAACAAGGUAAAGUGUCCUACCUUAACGUGGCGUAUCCACUUUGUUUCUAUCUAUCUAUCUAUCUAUCUAUCUAUCUAUCUAUCUAUCUAUCUAUCUAUCUAUCAGGCUGUUGGUAUCUACCUGUCUAUCUAUCAGGCUGUUGAUAUCUAUCUAUCUAUUAGUCUGUUCAUAUUUAUUUAUCUAUUAGUCUGUUCAUAUCUAUCUAUUCAUAUAUGUAUUUAUUCAUAUCUAUCGACCUAUUCAUAUUUAUCUAUCUGUUCAUAUCUAUCUAUUUAUAUCUAUCUGUUCAUAUUUAUUUAUCUAUCUGUUCAUAUUUAUCUAUCUAUCUAUUUAAUCAUGUAUGUUCAUAUCUAUCUAUUUAUAUCUAUCUGUUCUUCCUUCCGACUUUUUCUUUUUCAUGCCUUUUUCUUUCUACUUUUUCUUUUUCAUUUCAUCCUUACCUUUCUUUUUUUUGCUUUUUUCUUUCUACUUUUUCUUUCGUUUUUCUUUCUUCCAUCUUUUUCUCCCUUCAUUAUUCUUUCUUUCUUCCUUUUUCCUUUCUUUAUCUUUCCUCUCAACUUUUUCAUUUCUUUUUUUUUCCUUUUUUCUUACAUUUUCCCUCCUUUCUUGUCUUGCAUUUUCAUUUUUUUUCUUUUUAUCAUCUUUCUUUCUUUUCCUUUUUACUUUCCUUUUCACGUUAUUUUUAUCUCUUUCAUUCACUUCUUCUCAGCUUCCUUUCUAUCCCUAUUUAUGUGA
Molecule: messenger RNA, 759 nt
Organism: Acanthosepion pharaonis
Lineage: Eukaryota; Metazoa; Mollusca; Cephalopoda; Sepiida; Sepiidae
Source: the annotation of a GenBank genome assembly